UUGUGUCCUAACACUAUAAAAGGCCUUGUUUUUCUGCGUCAAUCAUCAACCCUUCAGCAACUCAACUGUACGUCAACACUCAUCAUCACAAACAUGGGCGAAGAACAACUCGUCACGCUUCAACCAGGCCAACGCUGCAACAAGUGGACCAUUACCAAAAAGCUAGGAGCCGGCGCGUUUGGAGCAGUCUACCUCUGUACGCACGGUAAUUUGACCGCUGCACUCAAGACGGAGCCGUUGAACGCCAAUCCUCCAUUGCUUGCCAUGGAGGCACAAGUACUGCAAGACCUGCACGGGAUCAAGGAGGGCAAGCACUUCACCAAGUGUCACGACAUUGGACGAGAUACACAGAUGGACCCAGCAGGCAGAUCGGUCACGUUCAACUACAUCGUAAUGGCGCUGGUUGGAAAAAGCCUGGACAAGCUGAUCGAAGAGCGGCCGGGUCGACGCUUCACACCUGGCACUGCAAUUGGCAUCUCAGUGCAAAUGGUCAACGCGAUCAGGGCUCUCAACGAGAUCGGCUACCUCCAUCGGGACCCCAAGCCAGCGAACGCAGCAAUUGGACGUGCGGACGAGAACGAGCUGGAUGUCCUCUAUCUUCUCGACUUUGGCAUGGCGCGGAAAUUCAAACGCGAGGAUGGAUCUCUACGUCGACCAAGACAGGCCUCAAACUUCCGCGGCUCUCCACGCUAUGCAGCCAUCUCAGCACACAUCAACAGGGAGUAUUCCCGCAAGGACGACCUGGAGUCUUGGUUCUACAUGCUCGUCGAGAUAUACAGAGGAUCACUGCCAUGGGGGAAUGUCGGCGACAUGAACAUGAUCGGCGAAUACAAGAAGAAAAGGCUGCCCAGCAUGGACCUAGAGACGAGGAAGGCGGCGGUCAGGAGUCUCAUCGAUGGUUGUCCUCAAGAAUUCGGCCAAGUGCUCAAACACAUCGACAGCCUCAAGUUCUACACUCGCCCUGACUACAAAUGGAUCAUGAAAAUCCUCAAGGAUUACCUCACCAACAACCGAAUUCCAGAGAGGCCAUACGACUGGGAGCAGGGCGGAGGAGGAGGAGGACGCGCUCCACCUCCGCCAAGUGGAGGUGCCGUCGACUCAUUCUUCAGAUGA
Meloidogyne enterolobii is the source of this 1113-nucleotide messenger RNA. Lineage: Eukaryota; Metazoa; Nematoda; Chromadorea; Rhabditida; Meloidogynidae. The record is from the annotation of a GenBank genome assembly.